CAUCAGUCAGACACCAGAGGCGAUCCACAUCAAGAAGAACCACGAUGGAGCAUUACUUUGUAUUCCUUUUGCUGGUUGCAGGUGCUGCAUCAAACACUAUUGAGAAGAGGAUUCUUGGGAGUGAAUCGUGUGGCAAGAACCGGCAGUACCAUGUCCAGAUAGAGUCCGCUCAGGGCGGGAAGUCCUGUGGAGGUGCUCUCCUCAACACCCGCUGGGUCAUCACAGCUUCUCACUGUGCAGAGCAGACAGUCAAAGUGAAGCUUGGCGUAAACAACGAUGUGUCCAUUUUUACAAAAGCUGUCUCCUGGUUCAAAGGCAACUCCAACAAACACGAACAAACUAUUCUGGCCAAACAGCAGCACACCUUCAAAGAUGAAGGAGGAAAUGCUCAUGACAUUAUGCUCAUCCAGCUGAAUGAGGACAUGUCAGCCAAACUUCCUGCCAUCAGCCUCCCUUCAGGAGAAUGCACAAAGCUAGAGCCAAAAACAAAAGUGCAGAUUGGAGGAAUGGGAGCAAAGGCAAAAGGCAGUAAACCGGUUGGUGAGGUGAGAUGUGCCACCACAGAGAUCUCUGAGUGUGGAGAGAAUGAUAAACCUGACAGUAAAUACAGCAGCGGUGAAUCUACAAUCUGUGCCUUCAAACCUGGAGUGGAGUCCUGCUUUGGCGACGCAGGCUCAGCUGUGGAGUACAAAGGACAUCUACAAGGAAUUAUUGUUAGCCAGCCUGUGGAUACAUGUGCUAAGACCAUUGUAAUGCUGGACAUCUGUCAGUACAUGGAGUGGAUUGGUAAAACAAUGAAGGAGAACUGAUGAGUACGUUCCAGAUAUAUCUUAUUUAAUAAUUAAAAUAACUACCAUAUUUACCUAUUUAUUUGUGCUUAUUAGUCAAACUGUAGCCUAUCAUCUUAGUGUGUUUAUUUAGAUGUGCUUUACAACCACUCAUCUCCAUCAAUAAAAAGAUAGAACUAU
This is a messenger RNA of Poecilia reticulata (guppy), 968 nucleotides long. RefSeq names its product serine protease 1-like. Gene Ontology annotation, biological process: proteolysis. The record is from RefSeq and is a predicted model, not a curated record. Lineage: Eukaryota; Metazoa; Chordata; Actinopteri; Cyprinodontiformes; Poeciliidae. Gene Ontology annotation, molecular function: serine-type endopeptidase activity.